GUUUUCUUUUACUAUGUUCGAACGCACUACAUGUAGCAAUUUAAAUUCUUAAAAAAUUAAAUAAAAGUGAAUUAUUUAACACAAGCAUGAGUAAACCACGUAUAAUGAAGCAUCACGUAUGUUGCAUUGUUCGGAAUUGUCCAGGACGCAAUAAAAAAGAAAUCCAACUUCACAAAUUUCCAGAAGACUCUCAAGAAAAAGAUUUAUGGUGUAAAAAUAUUGGUGUUCCUACAGCAAAAGUUCGCAGCACAGCGCGUAUAUGCAGUCGACAUUUCGACGACAUGCACCGUGUGAGAAGAAGAUUGAAAUUUGGAGCGCAACCAACAUUAAACUUAGAUCAUUCAGUUGCUACUAAUCCUUACUGCGAAAGCCCAGAUUCAAAUAUACGCAAGUGCGCUAUACAAGCUUGUCCAGCAACAGAGCCACCUAAUACUUUGUUUUCAUUUCCACAAGAUGACCAAAAAAGAUUGGAGUGGAUUAAGGCUUGUGGUAUGGAAAGUGAAUCUCAAACUUCCCCGUUGUUCAUAUGUGCCGAGCACUUUGAACCACAUAUGAUUAUGGAAAAUAAACUUAAAUGCAAUGCAUUUCCAAAGCAACACGAAGUUCUGUUCAAAAAGGAACAAGAAAUAGACAUAGUAGACUGUGAGCAAUUGGAAGAUCCAAAAAUAAGUGAAGAUGUAAAUAACAGUUCAAACCGUGGAUAUUGUAAUAAUUGCGAUUUCUACAAAAAAGAAACUGAGAAAGAACGAACUUUAAAUAAAGUGAAAAGUCAGGAAAUUACAAAAUUAAAGAAGAGAAUUGUACAAUUACAAGCCGAGAUUGAAAUGUGGAGAGACAUGGUGAGAGAAGCAACUGAGGAUGCAUUAUAUGCAGAUAACAUUGUUAUAUAGUAACGGAUUAAAGCAACUUAAACUGACCUAAGUGCCCUAAACCAUGUAGUUAUUUUAAAGCAUACUCUAUGCUUGUGAACUAAAUGGUGUAAGAAUCUGUGUAUACUUUUUCACUGUCUUUUUUUUGAUAUUGUUUAAUACGAAGGAAUUUAUUAUAAUUAACAUAAAAGAAAAAGAAUACAUUAUAUGUAAGAAAAUGAUGUAUGUAUAAACUAG
Molecule: messenger RNA, 1106 nt
Organism: Teleopsis dalmanni
Lineage: Eukaryota; Metazoa; Arthropoda; Insecta; Diptera; Diopsidae
Exons: 3
Coding region: 87-890 (267 amino acids)
Molecular function (GO): sequence-specific DNA binding
Source: RefSeq, a predicted model, not a curated record